CUUAAAGUCUGCUUCCAUUUUAUCCUCAGCGCCAAAUCCCAAAUCCCGAUACGCAUAACGAAAUGUCGACCGAGACGCCACCGAAUUUCUGGGGCGACAUGCCGGAGGAGGAGUACUACACCUCCCAAGGGGUACGCAACACCAAAUCCUUCUUCCAAACCCCCAACGGCCAGAUCUUCACCCAGUCCUUCCUGCCUUUGGAUCAAAAAGUCAAAGCCACCGUCUUCAUGACCCACGGCUACGGAUCCGACACCGGCUGGCUCUUCCAGAAAAUCUGCAUCCACUACACCACCUGGGGCUACGCCGUCUUCGCCGCUGAUCUCCUCGGCCACGGCCGGUCCGACGGCAUCCGCUGCUACCUCGGCGACAUGGAAAAAGUCGCCGCCAGCUCCCUCUCCUACUUCCUCCACAUCCGCCAGUCCGAACCCUACGCCUGCCUCCCGGCCUUCCUGUUCGGCGAGUCCAUGGGCGGCUUAGCCACCAUGGUCAUGUACUUCCAAUCCCCUCCCGACGCCUGGACGGGCCUGAUCUUCUCCGCCCCGCUCUUCGUCAUCCCGGAGAACAUGAAGCCCAGCAAAGUCCACCUCUUCCUGUACGGCCUCCUGUUCGGGCUCGCCGACACGUGGGCGGCGAUGCCGGACAACAAGAUGGUGGGGAAGGCGAUCAAGGACCCCGCGAAGCUGAAGAUCAUAGCGUCGAAUCCGAGGAGGUACACGGGCCCACCGAGGGUGGGGACAAUGAGGGAGAUCGCUAGGAUGUGCCAGUACGUGCAGGACAAUUUCUCGCGGGUGACGGCGCCGUUUUUGACAGUGCACGGGACGGCGGACGGGGUGACGUGCCCGACAUCGUCGCAGCUGCUGUACGAGAAGGGAUCGAGCGUGGACAAGACUUUGAAGAUUUACGAUGGGAUGUACCAUUCGUUGGUACAAGGGGAGCCGGACGAGAACGCGGAGAUUGUGUUGAGGGAUAUGAGGGAGUGGAUUGACGAGAGGGUGGCGAGGUAUGGAACCAAAGCAAAGGGCUUGGAGGAGGGAAUUUGAUUGUGGGGGUGGUGGGGUUUUGGUUGUACUAUUAUUAUGUGCUCUGCAUAUCAAUUGUAUUUAAUUUUAAGUACACAGGACGGUAGACGGGGUGACAUGCCCAACGUCAUCGCAGCUGCUAUACGAGAAGGGAUCAAGCGCGGACAGGACUUUGAAGAUUUACAAUGGGAUUACUAUUCUUUGGUACAAGGGGAGCCUAGACAAGAAUGCGGAGAUUGUGUUGAGGGAUAUGAGGGAGUGGAUUGACAAGAGGGUGGCGAGGUAUAGGCAACAAAGCAAAGGGCUUGGAGGAGGGAAUUUGAAUUGUGGGAGGUGGUGGGGUUUUGGUUGUAUUAUUACUAUGUGCUCUGCAUAUGAAUUGUAUUUAAUUUUAAGGUAAUGUCAAAUUUUAAUUAAAAUACUGAAGAUAAUCUUUUAAAAGUGAGACUCUUUAUAAA
Molecule: messenger RNA, 1477 nt
Organism: Pyrus x bretschneideri (Chinese white pear)
Lineage: Eukaryota; Viridiplantae; Streptophyta; Magnoliopsida; Rosales; Rosaceae
Product: caffeoylshikimate esterase
Exons: 2
Coding region: 63-1040 (325 amino acids)
Cellular component (GO): membrane
Molecular function (GO): lipase activity
Source: RefSeq, a predicted model, not a curated record